UUCAGAAUAGGUAAUAGUGUUGAUGUUCUACUUGGUUAGACACUGAUGUUGACUGUAUUUAUAUUUGUAUGUGUUUGCUACCGUGCGUAUAUUCUGCUAACAUCUGGAUUAAACAACGCAAUAAUAUUUGCGGAGUAUACUCCGAUGGUGACCAUCUUCAGAUGUAACAAACUGACCAUAUCGAAUACCUCAGAGAUAUCUAAUGGUCAGAGAUGAAACUCCUCAAACAGACCAUGAACCUCGGCUAUCCAGAUGAAUGCGAUCAAAUCCAGGCCAUAAUAUGCGAUUCUCCAACAGGACUCCUUGAAGAAACUAUAACUUACCUACCUUCAUAACUCACAUCUUACAAUCUCUUACAAUUGACAACAGUCAUGUCUGUUCUCGCUCCAUCCAGACCCCUUGAUGAAUUCGAGCAGCUCGUCUACGAAUACACGCUGCGCAUGGGCUUUGGGGAAGACAGCGAUGAAAACAACAAGUACUGGGACAUCGACGGCAAAUCCUGCAACCUCCGUUUCGAAUCCGCAACCAAAGGCCCUCCCCCACAAGUCUCCUACCUCCUGACCAUCCCCCAGAACCUCUGCAACUACAUGGGGAAUCUCCACGGAGGCUGCACAGCCACUCUCAUCGACAUCCUUUCCACUACAAUCCUCUUGGGAAUGUCGCGCCAGGGUGUAUUCGCCUUGGGAGGGGUAAGUCGUCAUUUGAAAACGACGUAUCUGCGGCCGGUUCCGCAGGGGACGGAGGUUCGGUUGACUUGCACGUUGGUGCAGAUGGGUAAACGGUUAGCCUUUUUAAGGGCGGAGAUCUCGAGGGUCGAUAACGGGGAUAUUUGUGUGUUGGGGGAGCAUGAGAAGGCUAAUACGGAUCCCGCGGAGAAGUUGUAAGGGUGUGGAUGCCUCUUAGCUGUACAUAAGCAAUUCGGGCCUAUUCUGGGCUUGUGUAUACCCAUCGACUACACGAAAAGAAAGGGAGAAUUCUGUCUGACAGCGGCGAUACUAUCAACACGAUAUCAAAG
Aspergillus ruber CBS 135680 is the source of this 1015-nucleotide messenger RNA. RefSeq names its product PaaI family thioesterase. Lineage: Eukaryota; Fungi; Ascomycota; Eurotiomycetes; Eurotiales; Aspergillaceae. The coding region runs from base 372 to 884 and encodes 170 amino acids. The record is from RefSeq and is a predicted model, not a curated record. The transcript has 2 exons. Gene Ontology annotation, molecular function: fatty acyl-CoA hydrolase activity.